Trametes versicolor FP-101664 SS1 is the source of this 1383-nucleotide messenger RNA. Its product is annotated as translation elongation factor. The record is from RefSeq and is a predicted model, not a curated record. The coding region runs from base 1 to 1383 and encodes 460 amino acids. Gene Ontology annotation, molecular function: GTP binding; translation elongation factor activity; GTPase activity. Gene Ontology annotation, biological process: translation; translational elongation. NCBI's taxonomy places the organism in Eukaryota, Fungi, Basidiomycota, Agaricomycetes, Polyporales, Polyporaceae. The transcript has 8 exons.
AUGGGAAAGGAGAAGACCCACGUUAACGUCGUCGUCAUCGGUCACGUCGAUUCCGGCAAGUCGACCACCACCGGUCACUUGAUCUACAAGUGCGGUGGCAUCGACAAGCGUACCAUCGAGAAGUUCGAAAAGGAGGCUGCUGAGCUCGGCAAGGGCUCGUUUAAGUAUGCCUGGGUGCUCGACAAGCUGAAAGCCGAGCGUGAGCGUGGUAUCACCAUCGACAUCGCCCUCUGGAAGUUCGAGACCCCCAAGUACAUGGUCACUGUCAUCGACGCCCCCGGUCACCGUGACUUCAUCAAGAACAUGAUCACCGGUACCUCGCAGGCUGACUGCGCUAUUCUCAUCAUCGCCGCUGGUACCGGUGAGUUCGAGGCUGGUAUCUCCAAGGAUGGCCAGACCCGCGAGCACGCUCUCCUUGCCUUCACCCUCGGUGUCAGGCAGCUCAUCGUCGCCGUCAACAAGAUGGACACCACGAAGUGGUCCGAGGACCGUUUCAACGAGAUCAUCAAGGAGACGUCGACCUUCAUCAAGAAGGUUGGCUACAACCCGAAGGCGGUCGCGUUCGUCCCCAUCUCCGGAUGGCACGGCGACAACAUGCUGGAGGAGUCUGCCAACAUGCCCUGGUACAAGGGCUGGACCAAGGAGACCAAGGCCGGUGUUGUCAAGGGCAAGACGCUCCUCGACGCCAUCGACGCCAUCGAGCCCCCCGUCCGUCCCUCCGACAAGCCCCUCCGUCUCCCCCUCCAGGAUGUCUACAAGAUUGGUGGUAUUGGCACGGUGCCCGUCGGUCGUGUCGAGACUGGUGUCAUCAAGGCCGGCAUGGUCGUCACCUUCGCGCCCUCGAACGUGACCACUGAAGUCAAGUCCGUCGAGAUGCACCACGAGCAGCUCGAGUCCGGCAACCCCGGUGACAACGUCGGCUUCAACGUCAAGAACGUGUCCGUCAAGGAUAUCCGCCGUGGCAACGUCGCUUCCGACUCCAAGAACGACCCCGCCAAGGAGGCCGCGUCCUUCAACGCCCAGGUCAUCAUCCUCAACCACCCUGGUCAGAUCGGUGCCGGCUACGCUCCCGUCCUCGAUUGCCACACCGCCCACAUUGCCUGCAAGUUCGCUGAGCUCAUCGAGAAGAUCGACCGUCGUACCGGCAAGUCGAUCGAGGCUGCGCCCAAGUUCGUCAAGUCUGGUGAUGCCUGCAUUGCCAAGCUUGUGCCCAGCAAGCCCAUGUGCGUGGAGUCGUACAACGAGUACCCCCCUCUCGGUCGUUUCGCCGUCCGUGACAUGCGGCAGACGGUUGCCGUCGGCAUCAUCAAGUCGGUCGACAAGACCGACAAGUCGGGUGGCAAGGUCACGAAGUCGGCGGAGAAGGCGACCAAGAAGAAGUAA